AUGUCAAGAUCGUGGGCCUCUUCGCUUUUUGUGGCCCUGACUUUCGUUUCCGCAAUUACGUGCACGCCUACGACGCCUGGCUCGAGGAGACAAUCAAGCAAUGAUAUUGUCACGGGGGUCGAUUCUAGGGAUCAGAAUGGCAAUCCCUUUCUCCGUCUGGAGGUGCGCGAUCUGCAAGCGAACCAUCCCGAUCAGUGGAAUCUCUAUCUCCUGGGGCUCGAUCAAUUACACAUAACCAAUCAAGAAGAUCCGUAUUCUUACUACAGUCUUGCCGGCAUUCACGGAAAGCCAUACAAAGUGUGGCUCGACGCGCCGGGCUUGAGCCAUAAGAUCGGCACCUCGGGUUAUUGUCCUCAUAGCAUGGCACUCUUCCUCGGAUGGCAUCGCCCAUAUCUAGCUCUUUUCGAGCAAAAGCUACAUAUGCGUAUGCGUGAGCUUGCCGAGAAUGCGCCUGCUGAUCAAAUUGAUCGUUAUCGAUGGGCAGCGUAUUCAUUUCGGAUGCCAUACUGGGAUUGGGCUCAAGGAGAACAAAGCGGUAAUGUGCCCGAAUUUUUCAUGACACCAACGACGGUGGUCACUACCCCUGAGGGCCGUAGUAUUGAGAUCUGGAAUCCGCUCUACAAGUACGAGUUUAAGCCGGUACCGUCCGCAGGAGCCUUUGGCGGCAAGUGGCCCCAGAUCAACCACACAAUUCGAUGGCCGGCAUCGAAUAGUCCUUGGGAAGAGUCUCGUGACUCUGAGUUUGCAGCAAGCUUCAUCAACUUGAGGCGUUCUAUUCAAGACCAGGCCGCGAUCGCGUUUCGACGAGGUACCCUGAAUGGCUUCUGGGAAGCCUUGGAGAUGGUACAUGGCUGGGUACAUGGAGUAAUCGGCGGGGGCUAUUCCAGUGGGUACGGUGGCGAAGGUCACAUGUGGCCUCUGGAGUACUCUUCGUACGAACCGCUGUUUUGGCUCCACCACACGAACGUCGACCGCAUGUUUGCCCUGUAUCAAGUACAGAACCCCGGUGCUUUCCUUCUGCCCUCAAACGUUCACAGUAGCGGCAACUUAUUUGUGGAAGACAACACAGUGGUCGAUGGAAACACGCCACUACUUCCCUUUCGACGCAGUCCAGGUAGCUUUUGGACAACAAACGAGGCUAUGGACUGGAGGGUGUUUGGUUACGACUAUCCCGAGACGCAAUCGGCCGAUACUGCAUCUGCACAGGCGACAGUUGCGCUACUCUACAGUGGCAGUGUGCGAGGUAGAAUCGCAACCGGCCAGCUUGGGGGUAUUGGAAGGCACUUCACGCCAGGUACUGAAGAGACCACUUACACUGACUGGAUCAUCAAUACAGCAGCGGCACCACUCGACCUGCCCCCCACUUUCGUUGUCGAAUUCUCGUUUGCAGGCAAUUCCUCGUCAGGCCCAGUUACGAAUGUAGGCAUGUGGUCGGUUCUGAUGCCAAUGGAUCAUAACAAGGCGAAGCGUUCGCUCCGUGAAGCUGAAAAGACCAGGAAACGCGCGACCGCAUCGGAUAUGACACUGCGCGGUACGGUCAGUUUAACAUCUUGUCUAUUGGAUCAGAUCGAUGCUGGCAAGCUUUCCAGUCUUGACCAGCAGGACGUUGUGCCUUUCCUAAAAGAGAAUUUGACUUGGAAGGUUUACUCGGGUGACGGCACACAACUUCCGACCUCAAGCUUAGACUCCAUCAAUGUCGAGGUGGCUAGCCAGGCUGCACGUGUUCCUAGUGAUACUAGCUUGCCGAUUGAAUAUAGUAACGAUGCUGUUGCGCAUUCUGAGGCGACAGCGGGUAAGAUGGGCGGUGCUAAUUGA
Messenger RNA from Ascochyta rabiei, 1815 nucleotides. RefSeq names its product Tyrosinase. The transcript has 7 exons. Bases 1 to 1815 code for a protein of 604 amino acids. Gene Ontology annotation, molecular function: oxidoreductase activity. NCBI's taxonomy places the organism in Eukaryota, Fungi, Ascomycota, Dothideomycetes, Pleosporales, Didymellaceae. The record is from RefSeq and is a predicted model, not a curated record.